UUUUUCCCAAUAUGAAUAUACAUUUCUCUUCCUCUCCCAAUCCCUUCAAAAUCAAUUAUUAAUUUCAUUCAUUAUUUCUUUAUUGUUUUAUUUUAUUUUAAUUAAGGCUCCAAAUUUCUAUAAAUUUGAAAAUUCUCAAAUCUAGAAAGCUGGAAGAUCUGGAGUCAUUACCGCCUUCCUCCGGGAACGGAAAGAUCCGGUACAGAACACCGUCCUCUGCGGAUUUGCAGGAGGCCUUUAAGAACGGCGCCCCGACAUCCCCGACCAGAAGCGGCACCGCCGAUCACCUUGAAAAGAUGAAGCGUCCGAUGGCCAGACACGACUCCGUCUCCGAUAAGAUCCACAGAUAUCGUGGCGUUUUGUUGGUGAUCUCCAUACCUAUCUUGCUCGUGUUGUUCGUGUUGUACGUUAUGCCCGGGAAAUCUACGGGGGAUUUGACCGUGCUGGAGGAGAUCGAGCUGAAUAGCAGGAAAAUUGGGGCGAGUUCCAGACGAAAUAGGAAUUAUGCGGUUAUUUUUGAUGCGGGAAGUUCCGGGAGUCGGGUUCAUGUUUAUUGUUUUGAUCAUAAUUUGGAUCUUGUUCCAAUUGGAUCUGAAUUAGAGCUUUUUGAACAGCUAAAACCUGGCUUGAGCUAUUAUGCGAAAGAUCCACAGGCUGCAGCAAAUUCAUUACUUUCUCUUCUUGACAAGGCAGAAAGUGUUGUGCCUCUGGAGUUGCGAUCAAAAACUCCUGUCAGAGUUGGGGCAACUGCAGGCCUGAGGGCAUUAGAAGGCGAUGCAGCUGACAGAAUUUUGCAAGCGGUUAGGGAUCUUCUGAAAGAUAGAAGCACUCUAAAGUCCAUGGCAAAUGGUGUUAAAAUUCUGGAUGGCUCUCAAGAAGGUUCUUAUGAGUGGGUGACAAUAAAUUACCUAUUAGGUAAGUUGGGAGGGACGUACAAAGACACAGUUGGCAUCAUUGAUCUUGGUGGUGGAUCUGUGCAAAUGGCUUAUGCCAUCUCCCGGGAUGCUGCUUCAAAGGCUCCAAGUGUACCAGCUGGAGAGGACAAUUAUGUAAAUGAAAUGUAUCUGAAGGGAUCAAAAUAUUACCUUUACGUGCACAGUUAUUUGCGCUACGGCCUAUUGGCAGCUCGAGCAGAAAUUCUGAAGGCAUCUGAUGAUUCUGGCAACCCUUGCAUCUUGGAGGGUUUUGAUGGUAAUUAUGCAUAUGGAGGCAACGAAUAUAAAGCAUCAGCUCCUUCAUCUGGCACAAGCAUGGAAGAAUGCAGGAGGGUGACUCUCAAGGCUCUUAAAAUAAAUGAUACAUGUACACAUAUGAAGUGCACAUUCGGUGGUGUAUGGAAUGGUGGAGGCGGAGAUGGACAGAAAAAUCUGUUUAUUGCUUCGUUUUUCUUUGACAGGGCUGCUGAGGCCGGUUUUAUUAAAGCUUCUGAUCCAGUUGCAAAAGUCAACCCUCAUUCAUUUGCAGAAGCUGCUAAACGUGCUUGUGGAACCAAGUACGCAGACGCUAAAGCGACAUUCCCUGAUGUAGGUGAGGGUAACUUGGCGUACUUUUGCAUGGAUCUAGUUUAUCAGUACACCCUGCUCAUUGACGGAUUAGGCCUUGAUCCCUACCAAGAUAUCACACUGGUAAAGAAAGUCCAAUACCGCGAUUCAUUUGUGGAAGCGGCUUGGCCACUAGGCAGUGCCAUCGAGGCAGUAUCGUCUUGAAGUUAAAUUUCAGGUAAUGCGGCUUUAAUCACUCACCGGAAAUCGGAUUUUGGAGGGAAUAAUGGAAGAGAAUGAAUCAUAUGUAAUUGCAUUAUUACUAGGUUUAAUGAAAUUUGAUUAAAUUUUAUUUUGUCCUACAGAACUGAACAAACAGAUUAUACAAUACCAAUGUGAUUGUAUCUCUAAUACUUUUGUCAGUGAAAA
This is a messenger RNA of Hibiscus syriacus, 1910 nucleotides long. Its product is annotated as apyrase 2-like. Gene Ontology annotation, cellular component: membrane. The record is from RefSeq and is a predicted model, not a curated record. The coding region runs from base 297 to 1706 and encodes 469 amino acids. The transcript has 9 exons. NCBI's taxonomy places the organism in Eukaryota, Viridiplantae, Streptophyta, Magnoliopsida, Malvales, Malvaceae. Gene Ontology annotation, molecular function: nucleoside diphosphate phosphatase activity. Gene Ontology annotation, biological process: nucleoside diphosphate catabolic process.